UAUUUUGAAAAGUGCAAGAUGUGCUUCUGUUUUACUUUGAUGCUGGUUUAUUUGGACCCCUGUUAGUUUUCUUUUUUUUGACAUUGUAAAUUGGUGUGCUGGCACAGUACUCUGUUAUGCAUGACUGCAUUUUCGUUAAUCCAUCCUUAUUUUCUUCCCCUGAUUAAGCAUCUUUGAAAUUUAUAAUACUUGAUGCUAGAUGAUUCCUAUUGCAGGUCCCAGAGAACAAUUGCUAUGGCAACAACUUUUUGUCACCGCUUCUUCAUUCGCCAAUCACAUCGAAAAAAUGAUAGGAGGGUUGUCAUCCAAAGUAGAAAGUCGAUGCUAGGCUGAUGCAAUGAUCAAGAUGUCAAACGGAAUCUCACCUCUACCUGAGCAAUCAUCUCUUGUGCAUCCGAUCGGCCACUUCCCAAAGGAAUGCGUACCGUGACAGCCUCCCAAAUCCGACGAGGUACUAACUUAUAAUUCUUCUCUAUCAGCUCAACCUCCACUUCAGUGGGAUUUAUAACUCAUACAAGGCAAUCAAGGGACAAACCUCCUGGGUGAAUCCCUUUGUGGGUGGCCUUAUCUCCUCUCACGUGACAUUGAUCCGCAAGCCUUUGACUGUAAUUGGGAAAGUCAGAUUGGUCUCUUCAAAUUUAGCAACUGGCAUGAUCAUCUUCCCACGCUGCAAAAAUCAAAUUGGAGACCAUUGCCAUGGCAUGUAUGUUUCUUGCAGGUAAAGCGAAUUACUAUCCUCGCUCUGUUAAAGAUGUCAUUUUUGCGGGACAUCAAUUAAUGGAGAAAGACGAUCCUCUUGCUCUGGAAAGGUUCAAUAAUAAGGAGGAAAUGAAGAGGCACAAAGAGCUUAUUUUUUUAGCUGAAAGGAUUGUUCUGCAAACACUUGAUUUUGAACUUAAUGUGGCUCUUCCCUAUACACCUCUUAUCGAGGCACUUAAUGAAUUCCAACUGUCGCAUCACUUUGCCCUUGGACAAGCUGCUUGGAAUUUUGUUAAUGAUAGCUAUCGGACAACUCUGUGCUUGCAAUGUAAGCCCAACCAGAUUGCAGCGGGUGCUCUUUUCCUUGCUUCCAAAUUUGUCAAGAUACAGCUGCCAUCUGUGGGUGGGAAGACUUGGUGGCAAGUGCUAAAUGUCACCGCGCGCCAAUUUGAGGAGGUUUGCAACCAGAUAGUAGAUUUAUAUGAAAACGAUAAUCAGCCGCCACCUCUGCCCAGACUGCCCCAGCCCCUGCCCCCGCCCCCGUCCCCUCUCGGGCUCCCGCUCCCACCCAUGCCGCCCCGGCCCUGGCCCCUGCCUCUGCCCCCGCCCCUGCCCCUGCCCCUGCCCCUGCCCCUGCUGCGGCUCCCACCCCUGCCCCUGCUCCGGCUCCCACCCCUGCCCCGCCCCGGCCCCCCACCCCUGCCGCCCCGGCCCCGGCAGCUCCGGCCCGGGCUCCCACCCCUUCCGCCCCGGCCCCGGCCCCGGCCUGGGCUCCCACCCCUGCCGCCCCGGCCCGGGCUCCCACCCCUGCCGCCCCGGCCCUGGCCCUGGCCCCCGAACCCGGGUACACCGUAA
This is a messenger RNA of Andrographis paniculata, 1554 nucleotides long. Its product is annotated as cyclin-T1-3-like. The transcript has 6 exons. Gene Ontology annotation, cellular component: nucleus; cyclin/CDK positive transcription elongation factor complex. The coding region runs from base 697 to 1554 and encodes 285 amino acids. Gene Ontology annotation, molecular function: cyclin-dependent protein serine/threonine kinase activator activity. NCBI's taxonomy places the organism in Eukaryota, Viridiplantae, Streptophyta, Magnoliopsida, Lamiales, Acanthaceae. Gene Ontology annotation, biological process: positive regulation of DNA-templated transcription, elongation; regulation of transcription by RNA polymerase II. The record is from RefSeq and is a predicted model, not a curated record.